UUAACAGCUUUAAAUGUUGAACAGGUUGAGUCACCAAUGACACUUGCAGGGCGGGGAGAUAGCCUACAUAGAGGGGAAGCAUGCACUUAGACACGUAGAUUAAUAACUGGACAUUGUUUCAAGCGACGUUCAAAGAUGCUUCUCGUGCUAUGCGCGCUGUCGGUGGUGGUCGUGGCAGAGGAGACGCACUGUGGUGGCACGCCCGACCGAUUGUGUGAUGUGAAACCUGAGGCAGUUUACUACAAGGAACCACCGAUCACAGAUUCAGAGGUGUCGUACAAGCAGUUGAAGACUAUGUUUCCCAGCAGCAGUAUUCAACUGUUUGACGUCCGCAAUCCAGAUGAGUUUGAGGCUGGACAUAUUCCUGGCUCCACCAAUGUCCCACUUGGGGAACUCCAGAAGGCUCUGAGACUGAGCUCAGACCAGUUCAAACAGAGGUUUGGAGUACGUGCCCCUCAUAAGGAGGAUAGCAGCAUUGUGGUCUACUGCCAGAGAGGUAGACGGAGUGCUACUGCACUUGACAUAAUGUGGGCUCUGGGAUUCAGCAGAGCUCGUCACUAUGCUGGAGGAUACAGUGACUGGGUCCAGCGUGAAGAGCAGUGAGGUGUUUAAAUUGCUUGCAGGGCCAUUCUGUGUGUUUUGAAUUCUGCUUAUUGGAACAAAAGAGAUUUAGAAAGCAUAGCCAUUAAAUAAUUCAGAGUAGGGGAAAUGCUACACUGGAAAUGACAACACAAUGCUAGUCUUAUUUCAUAGUAAUUGAUUGAUUUUUGAAAUGGUUGUCCCAAACCAAAUAAAGGUCAGGUGUGUGAAUGUUA
This is a messenger RNA of Oncorhynchus tshawytscha (Chinook salmon), 815 nucleotides long. RefSeq names its product thiosulfate:glutathione sulfurtransferase. NCBI's taxonomy places the organism in Eukaryota, Metazoa, Chordata, Actinopteri, Salmoniformes, Salmonidae. Bases 136 to 603 code for a protein of 155 amino acids. Gene Ontology annotation, cellular component: mitochondrion. Gene Ontology annotation, molecular function: thiosulfate-cyanide sulfurtransferase activity. The record is from RefSeq and is a predicted model, not a curated record. The transcript has 4 exons.